CGAAACAAACUCUGUAAAAACAGAUUUGACGAUCUUUCCAUUAAAAAGCUCGCCUUUUUUGGCGUUCUUAUCCAAAAAAUUCCCAAACCCAUUUCUAUUUAUCUCUUUCUUCAAAUUUCCAAAUUUCCAACGUCUCAAUUUCCCAUAAAUAUUCACCCAUUUCCCUUUUUCAUUUCACAAACAACGAAACAAUCUUCACUCCCCCUUUUCCACUCUGAUCGAGAACAGAGUUAUUUGAAUCGUUUCUGGAAAUGGGGAGCUUAGAACGGAUGAUUCUCGUCACUGGUGGAGCUGGAUUCAUUGGUAGCCACACUGUUGUUCAGCUUCUUAAAGAAGGGUUUAGGGUUUCCAUUAUCGAUAAUCUUGAUAAUUCGGUUAUUGAAGCUGUUGAUCGGGUUAGGGAAUUGGUCGGCCCUAAACUUUCUCAGAAACUUGAGUUUAAUUUGGGGGACUUGCGAAAGAAGGAGGAUAUAGAGAAUUUGUUUUCUAAGACGAGAUUUGAUGCUGUUAUCCAUUUUGCUGGUCUUAAAGCUGUUGGGGAAAGUGUUGCUUUCCCACGUAGAUAUUUCGAUAAUAAUCUUGUUGGAACCAUCAAUCUCUAUGAGGUUAUGGCAAAAUAUGAUUGCAAGAAGAUGGUUUUCUCGUCCUCUGCAACUGUCUAUGGUCAGCCUGAGAAAAUUCCAUGUGUUGAGGACUUUGAAUUAGUGGCACUGAAUCCUUACGGUCGGACGAAGCUUUUCUUGGAAGAGAUUGCUCGAGACAUUCAAAAAGCAGAACCCGGUUGGGGAAUCAUCUUGUUGAGAUACUUCAACCCUGUUGGGGCUCAUGAGAGUGGUAAAAUUGGUGAAGAUCCAAAGGGUAUCCCUAACAAUCUCAUGCCUUACAUUCAGCAAGUCGCAGUCGGUAGACUACCGGAACUCAAUGUAUAUGGUCAUGUCUAUCCAACAAAAGACGGUAGCGCUAUCCGAGACUAUAUCCAUGUUAUGGACCUAGCUGAUGGCCACAUUGCUGCUCUUCGAAAACUUUUUACGAAUGAAGAUAUAGGGUGCACUGCCUACAAUUUGGGGACUGGACAGGGCACAUCCGUGCUAGAAAUGGUUGCAGCGUUUGAGAAGGCCUCAGGCAAGAAAAUCCCUACGAAACUAUGCCCGAGGAGGCCCGGUGAUGCAACAGCGGUGUAUGCAUCGACAGAGAAAGCGAAGCAAGAACUCGGUUGGACGGCAAAAUAUGGCAUAGAGGAAAUGUGCAGGGACCAAUGGAAGUGGGCAAGCACCAAUCCAUGGGGCUACCAGAAGAAACCUUAAAAAGUACAUUAUACUUUCAUACAUGUGCAGAAGUGCUGAAUAAGAAACCUGACGAGGAAGUGCUUUUACUUGCCUUGGUUCUUGAGUUUUUUAGCCUCUACCUCUCAUGCCCCAUCUUUGGUUCAUGAUAAUUAAAUAUAUACUUCAAUGGGUAUUUAUCAUUCAUAUUCCAUUUACUCCCUAGGCUUGACAUCUCUCAAAAAAAACGAAAUAUUACUCUUAAUCUUUCAUAGAUGUUACAAAACUUUUCUUCAAGUCAAAAUUUGGAGUCUUUAGUUAAAGAAUGGUGUGAACAAAAAAAAUUGAGCCUUGAACACCGAUACAUGAUAUACUGAUAUACAUGUUUCCAGUUUCAAUUCUCAUCUAAA
Molecule: messenger RNA, 1672 nt
Organism: Benincasa hispida (wax gourd)
Lineage: Eukaryota; Viridiplantae; Streptophyta; Magnoliopsida; Cucurbitales; Cucurbitaceae
Product: bifunctional UDP-glucose 4-epimerase and UDP-xylose 4-epimerase 1
Biological process (GO): galactose metabolic process
Cellular component (GO): cytosol
Molecular function (GO): UDP-glucose 4-epimerase activity
Source: RefSeq, a predicted model, not a curated record